CCUGGCACUAGCUUCACCAGCCAUAUAUCCCAACUCCACCCCUCCAUACAUAUAAAACCUCUGCAAAAUACGCCAUAACAGAAGAAGAAAAAAGCUUCCACCAACUGGCAAAAAUGGCAGCUACCAGCCUGAUUCUAUUUCCUUGUGUUUCUUCAUCUCCCAAAUCUCAACCACUUACUACAUUCCUGCCUCAAUCACCACCAUUAUUGUGUUCUUCACCACAGAGAAGAAGAAUGUCUCACCACUUCAGAGCACCUGCAACCUCAGAAGGAGGAGGAAAUGGAGAACUGCAGCCAAAAGACAAGAAGAAGUUCAUAACCAAAGAACAAGAGCCAGAACAGUACUGGCAAACAGCAGGAGAAAGGGAAGGAGAGAAUCCCAUGAUGACACCACUUCCUUACAUUAUCAUAUUUGGGAUGUCCACUCCUUUUGUGAUUCUGGCUAUUGCUUUUGCUAAUGGUUGGAUCAAGGCUCCUAUAAGGUGAUUCAAUUUCAAGUCGAAAACCAAACAGAUCGAAGCAGGCUGGUCAGGCAGGCAGGCAGGCAAUUCUGGGAUCACCUCAUUCUGUGAUCUCGUCCCAAUUUUUACACACUGUGUUCUUCAUUAAGCAUUGGGUCUUCAUUUCUUAGACGAACAAGAAAUUUGUACUUUGAUGAAAUAUCAGUUAUUUACGAUAUGUAGCAAGAUAUAAGUUUCAUUUCUGCAGUCAUGUCUGUUCUUAGUAUGCUUUGACCGACAGCAAAGAAGAAACAGUAAUGUCAGAA
This is a messenger RNA of Linum trigynum, 765 nucleotides long. The record is from the annotation of a GenBank genome assembly. NCBI's taxonomy places the organism in Eukaryota, Viridiplantae, Streptophyta, Magnoliopsida, Malpighiales, Linaceae.